AUGGAGCUGCCACAGGCGGAGCGGCCGGAUUUGCCCGGCCGCUUCAUCCGCACCGUCUUCGUGGCCUCAAAUGUUCGGCAAGGUGGGCGCGGCACGUACGAGAGUGCGAAGCAGUGGGAUUUGGCCAAAGUGCAUCUGCUGCUGGAGAUCGACCUUAGGCUUGUAGAAGAUGCAGAAGUCCAGAGGUUGAGGCUUUGCACUCCCGAGGACGCGGAAAGCAUCCCACGAGAGAUGAUUGAGUGCAGCACACUGAAGCUCGAAGACAAAGAGAGGGUUGUUGGCUUCAAAUGGAACGAAGUGCAGUGUCGGGCAACAGGAAGCACGGUGUACUUCAAUGUGCGAGUGCUGUUGAAGGAGGAGGGAGACGAUUGGCCAGAGCCCUUGUCACGGGAGUUGUUUCCAAAGGAAUACGAUUUCCCUGGCCACGAGGUUACCAUGCAAUGCAGAACAUUUGCAGCAGAGGUCAGGGCAUUCAAUGCCUUCAGAGGCCGACAGCGCCACCACAUAACCGGCUUGACGUUUCAGAGCUGGAGCAGCGUUGAAUGCGCCACAGGGCGAGAUCUGAUGUUCUGGGUGGACCUUUUGAUGCUCACUGGUGGGUUGUACUACCUCGAUGUGGGGACGGAUGUGCAACAGCUCUUCUUGUUUUCAGAAGAAAACUACGACUACCUUGCCUUGAAUAUUUUUGGAAUUGCAAUUCCUAUGGUCACUACAGCAAUGGAUGCACUCAAGUGGAGUGAAGGAGCAGUUGCCCGACCCCAAGCUGAUUGGGUCAAGCGAAUCAUCCCUUUCAGUGCCCUUCGGGCUUCGCUGAUUGUAGUCUUGGUGCUGACACAGUGCCAUAUGCUGCUCUUGGUUGUUGCAUCAGCAUCGAUGCGGAUCAAGCAUGACUUGCUGUUGGGUGCGAAGCAUGCCGAGGUGGCUGAAGCUGUUGUGUCGGCAGGUUUGCAGAGCAACUACUGGUUUCUACUCCUCGUGGGCAUCCAGUCGGUUUCAGGAGAUGCGUUUCAAAGUCUGACCUUUUCACUGACCGUUUCCUGUAUGAGCUUGGCGUUUGGGUUCGCAACCAGAGAUAAGACCGACACAAGAGUGCUGAACGUGCCUGGAAAGUUGGGCUGGAGCCCAACCUUUGCGGCCUUGUUCUCUGCCCGAGUGUUAGAAAUCACCAGCCGGCUCUUGGCCUUCAACAUGAUACACCUCGCGACCAGGACCGCAGUGCCCAUUGGUGGGCCCGUAGCUGUUGCCCUCAUGGUGGCUGCUGCUUGGUUUGUCUUCCCCGAAGCUGACAAGUCUCUUGUGCUGGCAGCUGUGAUUGGCCACCCGGGCCAAGUGAUGCUGGGGAUGCGCUCUUGCAUCCCCUUGAGGUUCUCCAUUAGGAUGCACGCGUUGCUCCAACUGAUAGCUGUGAUCCUUCAAGGUCUGGUGCGCAUCAAUGAAAGCUUGCUGCCAGAGGCCAGGGCAGUGCCAUGGGCCAUCGUAGUGGUAUCUCUAGCCACCAGCAUCGGGAGCAGCUUGGGGCUAUGUUGGCUUUCGCAUAUUGGUGACGGCAUCAGGCACCCUGUCUUGGAAGAGGCAGGAAAGGGUGAAGCCCUGACUUGCACGAAGCUGGCGGCUGCUCUCGGCCUUUCCCAGCUGCCGCUUCCGGUGCUUGCCGCGGCGGACGAGCUAUCGCUGGAUCUCGAGGCCCUCGAAGACGACCGGAUUCUCUUAAGGUUGGCGACAGCAAAGACCCCGGUCAUUGUGCCUUCCUUUUGCAUGAAGGAGGUCGUUUCGAAGUGCGAUCAGCCUUUUGAGCAGCUGCAGCACAUCAAUGUGAUUCAUGCCGAUUUUUCCGAAUGCGAUGCAGAUUUAACAUCCUUAGAAUACCCUUGGGAUCGCUUAGAGUGGAUGAACCUCAAAGUGAUUCGCUUCAAAGAGCGGAAAGUCCCAGCCGCAUUGAUGGCCAUGUUGGCUCGUUGCAAGCAGCUGGAAGAGGUCAUCUUCGCAGAGUGCCAGGAGACGGAUGAUGCUGCCUGGGAGCAUCUCGAGGAUUCCCAGUGGCUAAAGCUGCGAAUGGCCGAUUUUGCUGGGUGUUUCGAAGGUUGCGACCGCAAAGGAGGACUUAUUCUUCAGACCUUGUUCAAGUCCACCAAGCUCGAAGUGUUGGACUGGAGCAGAAACGGGUUCUGGUUGCCUGAGGCAGAGGCGGACUUGUUGGCUUCGAAUCCUCAGUGCAACAAACCGGCGGCAUCUCCUUGGACUUGGCGCAACCUCGAAAUCGUCCGUUUCGAAGGCGGGAAAAUCCCAGCCGCAGUGCUGAUCAUGUUAGCUCGUUGCGAGCGGCUGGAAGAGAUCAAAUUCGAUUGGUGUGGGAGUACUGAUUGUUGGGAACACCUUAAGGACGCGCAGUGGCCGAAGCUGAAAGUGGCCAAUUUCCAUCGGUGCUUCCUUGAGGACACGAAAGCUGGCGCCAUGGUGCUCCAAACCUUGGCCAGGAGUGCUGAGCUCGAAGUGCUGGACUUUGAUCUCAACUGCACCACGACGGAGGAAUGGGAUGAGCUGUUUGCCCAGGGCUACUGGCCGAAGCUGCAGUGGGAGAAGUGUGAUUUUGGCGAUCAUCGCCCGAGCGACCGAUUUCGACCGCGGGCAGCAGCAGAGUCGGCGGAGAUUCUGCCCAGAUAUGUGACUCACGUGGAGAUGCAGAAUGAGGCGGGUCAUCUCGAUGCUUCGGUGCUGCCAUGGCUGGCCAAGUGCCGAGACAUCGAAUUCUUCCAUGCGAGUUCUGGUACGGAGAUGCCAGUUUGGGCUUGGCAAUCUUUGGAAAAGGCCACUUGGCCGAAUCUCAGGGUAGCGAAUUUCUGGGGCUGCUUCGAUGAACUCAGCGAAGGACUGGACGGAGCCCCUGCCGUGCUGCAGCUGUUGGCACGCAGCCGGCACCUGGAGAUCAUCGAUCUUGAUGGUUGUGGCCACAUCGCAGCGGCGGCUUGGGAGCUGCUGCGGGAGGCACAGUGGAUGGAGCUGAAGGAAGCUUCUUGGUAUUUCUGCUUCAGGAGACGCGCACCAGCCCGCGACAAGGCUGGUGUGGUGAUGCAACUCAUGUCACGCUGCGAGAGCUUGGAAAAGAUCAGUUUGAGGUCGUGCAAUGGCAUAUCAGAUGAGGAUUUCAAGUUGCUGGGCGGAGCCUCAUGGCCCGAGUUGAGAGACGCGAAUUUCGCCGACUGUUUCGAGGAGUGCGAAACUUCGACUCGGCGGACGGUGCUGCAAGCGUUGAGCCGCUGCCGAAAGCUGGAGCGCUUGAACUUCGCGUCCUGCGAAACCACUGCCGAAGAUCUGCUGGAGCUGCCCAGCGGCUGUUGGCCCAAUCUGAAACUUGAAGAGUGCAGGGGCUUUGAGUGCAGCACAUGGGAUGACGAUGGUACGGAGAUGUAUGACAUGCAGUAUGACAUGCAAAGGCAGCUGCAGCGCCUGCGACAAGCAGAUCUGGAAGCGACCGGCAGCAGUGGGUUGUCCAUCCAAAUCGAAGAGCCCGCAGCGGACGUGCCUGAUGUUGCAGCACCAGGCACAGAUGAAGAACCGCUGCAAGUGCCCGGUGGUUGUUUGCCCGAUCUCAAGUCUGAUGACUUCGAUGGUUCAGAGGAGCAGUUGGAUCCCACAUUCCAGGAAUCAGAGCAGAACCAGGCCAACAGGUUGUCCAUCCAACCUGAAGAACCACCCUUUGGGGAGGUGGAGAAUGCGGGGGCCAAGAAGGCCAAAGCCAGCAAAUCUCAUGGAAAGGCGAAGAGAGCUAAGAUUAAAGUCAAAGCUAAGACGAAGGCCAGAAAGGCAGCGGCAGAUGAGAUGAGCGCCAGAGAAAGCUUUUCCACUGAAGUUGUUGAAGCAGCACACGCCACGGAGGAUGAGGAGGAGCCGCUUGCGCAAGAUGCAACGCCAAAGCUUGGCAAAACAUGA
Molecule: messenger RNA, 3927 nt
Organism: Symbiodinium natans
Lineage: Eukaryota; Dinophyceae; Suessiales; Symbiodiniaceae
Source: the annotation of a GenBank genome assembly